This is a messenger RNA of Suillus paluster, 1104 nucleotides long. RefSeq lists its product as uncharacterized. Lineage: Eukaryota; Fungi; Basidiomycota; Agaricomycetes; Boletales; Suillaceae. The record is from RefSeq and is a predicted model, not a curated record. The transcript has 5 exons. The coding region runs from base 1 to 1104 and encodes 367 amino acids.
AUGUCUAUCGUGUACAGUGAGAGCAGUCAUCAUGCGGACGAAGAUGAACCAGACAUCCCUGAGGAUGACUAUGCCCCGUCGCAUUCUCCAUCUGUUGCACAGUCUCGCUCUCAGUCCAUCGCUGCCUCUCAUGCUGAUUCUCGCGAGUUGCUGAUAUCAGGUACCAGGACUCCUCAUGGAGCCUCCUGCUCCCAAAUCUACGACCUCUGUUGUUUCCCAAUCUGCAACCUCCACCAUUUCAAAUUUACCCAUGCAGUCACUUCCCAGCCUCCCCCUGCAGCUGCCUCCCAACCUACACCUCCAGUUACUGUCGAAACCCACAGACGGAAGGCUGAACCUGUUAAAGACAAUGGGAAGGGGGGGAAAAGACCCCUAAGGCCACCAUCUCUCAAGGCAACGACACCCAAGAAUGAAGCUCCCCUCCGCUGUCUCGCAAAGCCAUGCCAAAGACUGGACGUUAAGUUUUCAGAGUCACCCAUGCCUGCACUUCGGGAAGCCCAGUACUCGUUGCUUCUCAAUAUCGCCCCUGAAAUAUUUCACGAGAUAACGAGAGAGCUCUCAGUUGAGAUUGCACAAGAGACAAGUGUGGAGGGCCCUCCAUCGUCUACCAUGCCGGCAGACACUGUUCCUCUCGAGUUCAUCUCUACAGAAGCUCUCAGGGACCUUGUCAUGAUUGCAGAGGUUUCUGAGGUGUCUGCUGAGCAGUCCACGGAGAUAACUCUUACCGUCACAGAGACGCAAUCCAAUGAUCUGGGUAUUGACAUUUCUGUGCCCGCACUCGAGCUCAAUUUCACAUCGGGAGCACCAGCUGAAUCAGCUGAUGACACUGGUGAUGGUGGUUGGGGCAUUGAUGAUAGUUGGAAUUCCACUCAAGUGAAGGAGGCGGUCAGUUCUACCCCCACCUGGGGUUCCUCUGGUGGAAUUCGUACCCGCAUUGCAUUACCUACUUCGCUGUACCUACAUAGAUAUCUGUAUAUUGCCGACAUCGGAAACACACUCAGACGGCAGCCUAAGGGAAUCUAUGCAUUGCAGAAUAGCGCAGCAAAAAUGACGCAUCAUGACGAUGCCUCCGCCAGAUACUUGUGCGACAAUCAUCCAAUCUGA